CUUCCCUUUCCUUCCGCUUUAGACUCCAACUGCCCCCCACAUUCCUUCACAUUCUUCCAUGACGGCCUGACGCCGCCGCGCAUUAAGCCGUCCGUGCCAGCCCACCGAAGUUCAUCGCCAUCUUCUUCCUCCAUUCAACCUCAAAAACUAAUAAAAAUGGAGUCUUUGGAAGACAUCAAGAACGAGGCGGUGGAUCUCGAGAGCAUACCUAUUGAGGAAGUCUUCUCCCAGCUCAAAUGCUCCACCGCUGGUCUCACCACCGCCGACGGUGAACUGCGGCUUCAGCUCUUCGGUCCCAACAAGCUUGAGGAAAAAAAGGAGAGCAAGUUGCUCAAGUUCCUCGGCUUCAUGUGGAAUCCCCUGUCAUGGGUCAUGGAGAUCGCUGCUUUGAUGGCCAUCGUACUAGCCAAUGGAGGCGGAAAGCCGCCGGACUGGCAGGACUUCGUCGGCAUCGUAGUUCUGCUCUUCAUCAAUUCCACCAUCAGCUUCAUUGAGGAGAAUAAUGCUGGUAACGCUGCGGCCGCGCUGAUGGCCGGACUCGCGCCAAAAACCAAAGUCCUCCGUGACGGCCGGUGGACGGAGCAGGACGCCGCCAUUCUUGUUCCCGGUGACAUCAUCAGCAUCAAGCUCGGGGAUAUCAUCCCCGCCGACGCCCGUCUUCUUGAAGGUGAUCCGCUUAAGAUAGACCAAUCGGCCCUCACAGGCGAAUCUCUUCCCGUCAACAAGCACCCCGGGGACGAAGUUUUCUCCGGCUCCACCUGCAAACAGGGCGAGAUCGAAGCCAUUGUGAUCGCCACCGGCGUCCACACCUUCUUUGGCAAGGCGGCUCACCUCGUCGACAACACAAACAACGUCGGCCAUUUUCAAAAGGUUCUCACCGCAAUUGGUAACUUCUGCAUCUGUUCCAUCGCCAUUGGCAUGCUUGUAGAGAUCGUCGUCAUGUACCCUGUCCAGAGCCGGCGGUACCGUGAUGGCAUCGACAAUCUCCUUGUUCUGCUCAUCGGCGGCAUCCCCAUCGCCAUGCCCACUGUACUUUCAGUUACCAUGGCGAUCGGAUCCCACCGUUUAUCGCAGCAAGGUGCCAUCACCAAGCGUAUGACCGCCAUUGAAGAAAUGGCCGGCAUGGACGUGCUCUGCUCAGAUAAAACUGGCACCUUGACGCUCAACAAGCUCACCGUCGACCGCAGUCUGAUCGAAAUUUAUACCAAAGAUAUCGAUAAAGACGACCUCUUACUGUACGCCGCGCGUGCAUCCCGUGUCGAGAACCAGGACGCCAUUGACGCCUGCAUCGUCGGCAUGCUCGCCGACCCUAAAGAGGCACGCGCCAGGAUAAAGGAAGUUCAUUUCUUACCAUUCAACCCUGUCGAGAAACGCACCGCCAUUACCUAUAUCGACGAACAGGGGAAAUGGCAUCGGGCUAGUAAAGGCGCGCCGGAGCAGAUAAUCCAGCUCUGUGGCCUUAAAGAGGAUGCAAUAAAAAAGGUGCACGCUUUAAUCGACAGAUUUGCAGAUCGCGGCCUGAGAUCCCUCGGCGUAGCUCGUCAGCAGAUUCCUGAAAUGACGAAGGAGAGCGCCGGCGGGCCAUGGGAGUUCCUCGGCCUCCUCCCUCUCUUCGACCCACCGCGGCACGACAGUGCGGAAACCAUUCGCCGGGCGCUCAACCUCGGCGUCAACGUGAAGAUGAUCACCGGCGACCAGCUCGCGAUCGGAAAAGAGACCGGAAGGCGACUCGGGAUGGGGACCAACAUGUACCCUUCAUCAACCCUACUCGACGAGAAAUCAACAGAGGUAACCGGACUCCCAAUCGACGAACUCAUUGAAAAAGCCGACGGCUUCGCCGGAGUUUUCCCGGAGCACAAAUACGAAAUCGUGCGGCGACUUCAAGAACGAAAACACAUUUGCGGCAUGACCGGUGACGGAGUUAACGACGCGCCGGCGCUGAAGAAGGCGGACAUCGGUAUCGCGGUGGCGGACGCCACCGAUGCGGCGAGAAGCGCAUCCGACAUUGUAUUAACAGAGCCUGGAUUGAGCGUCAUCAUCAGCGCAGUGCUGACAAGCCGCGCCAUUUUCCAGAGAAUGAAGAACUACACCAUCUACGCGGUGUCGAUCACCAUUCGUAUCGUCCUCGGAUUCAUGCUCAUUGCUUUAAUCUGGCGUUUCGAUUUCUCCCCUUUCAUGAUUCUCAUCAUCGCCAUCCUCAAUGAUGGAACCAUCAUGACCAUCUCGAAGGAUCGCGUGAAGCCAUCCCCUGUUCCGGAUUCAUGGAAGCUGAAGGAAAUUUUUGCGACUGGUGUCAUCCUCGGCGCGUACAUGGCAGUCAUCACCGUCAUCUUCUUCUACCUCGCCCACGACACCGACUUUUUCACCAAGAAAUUCGGGGUUCAUCCGAUCAAAGAAAACCCCAACCAGCUUACCGCGGCGCUUUACCUGCAAGUGAGCAUAAUAAGCCAAGCGCUCAUCUUUGUAACAAGAUCGAGGAGCUGGUCAUUCGUCGAACGCCCAGGAAUGCUGCUCGUGACUGCAUUCCUUGCAGCGCAGCUGGUUGCGACAUUGAUCGCAGUGUGCGCUUCCUGGGAGUUCGCCAGAAUUGAUGGAAUCGGUUGGGGAUGGGCGGGCGUCAUUUGGAUAUUCAGCUUCAUCACCUACCUCCCUCUGGACGUGCUCAAGUUCAUCACCCGCUACGCUUUAAGCGGCAAGGCGUGGGAUAAUCUGUUGCAGAACAAGACCGCGUUUACGAGCAAGAAGGAUUACGGGAUAGGAGAGCGCGAGGCGCUGUGGGCUGCGGCGCAACGCACGCUUCAUGGGCUGCAGCCAGCGGAGGCCUGCGGGCUUUUCCAUGACCGCGAGCUCUCCGAGAUCGCAGAGCAGGCUAAGCGCCGCGCGGAGGUAGCGAGGCUGAGAGAGGUGCUGACGUUGAAGGGACACGUGGAGUCGGUGGUGAGGCUUAAGGGUUUGGACAUCGACACGAUCCAGCAGCAUUAUACCGUUUGAGGACAAAUAAUGAGGAGAGAGAGAGAGAGAGAGAGAGAGAGAG
Messenger RNA from Phalaenopsis equestris, 3034 nucleotides. RefSeq names its product ATPase 9, plasma membrane-type-like. The transcript is spliced from 4 exons. Gene Ontology annotation, biological process: proton export across plasma membrane; regulation of intracellular pH. Gene Ontology annotation, cellular component: plasma membrane. The record is from RefSeq and is a predicted model, not a curated record. NCBI's taxonomy places the organism in Eukaryota, Viridiplantae, Streptophyta, Magnoliopsida, Asparagales, Orchidaceae. Gene Ontology annotation, molecular function: ATP hydrolysis activity; P-type proton-exporting transporter activity; ATP binding. The coding region runs from base 157 to 2991 and encodes 944 amino acids.